This is a messenger RNA of Orbicella faveolata, 1548 nucleotides long. Its product is annotated as adenosine receptor A2a-like. Gene Ontology annotation, biological process: G protein-coupled receptor signaling pathway. Lineage: Eukaryota; Metazoa; Cnidaria; Anthozoa; Scleractinia; Merulinidae. The record is from RefSeq and is a predicted model, not a curated record. Gene Ontology annotation, molecular function: G protein-coupled receptor activity. Gene Ontology annotation, cellular component: plasma membrane.
AAUGACUACUGAUGAUUCUCCAGUCUGGUUCCCAGUCUUCAUCACUGAAUUUCUUGUAAUAUCGAUUAUCAAUGCCAUCGCUAUCAUCGCCUUUGCAAGAAUCUGCCAUCUACGCAAGCGCAGUACGUAUCUUAUAAUUAACCUGACGGUGGCCGAUCUACUGGUGGGUGCCGUGACAGGACCACUGUUUGUGUGCCACCAAAAAAAGGAAGACAUGCUGCCACGCUUUAUUAUUAGCUACGCAUGGGCAUCAUUUAGUGCUGUCACUUUACUUGUCCUGGCAGUCUGUUAUAUCAUAAUCAUUGUGAAUGUUCAAAGCAACCCUCAUUCGCAACAUCGUGGUUCAAUUCACAAAGAAAGGAAACUAUCCGUAACAUUAUUCAUAGUCACUGGAGUUUCCGCUCUAACCAUUUUUCCUUUGACUAUUUUCAACUUCACGCCAUUAGACGUACAGGAAAAAUUGGACAAUGCGUCAAGCGUUGAUGUCCAUGAGAUGCUGUCUGUUAUAUAUUUUGCCAAUUCCAUUGUAAAUCCUCUUGUAUAUGCCAUACGAAUGCACGAAUUCAGAAAAGCGUUUCUUAACUUGGUAUCACGAAAGAGCCAAGCCAAUCAAAGACAACAGGCGGGAGCUGGGCAGAGAAGAGGUCAUCGUUCACAACCUCAAACUGUGUUGUAAAUUUUAAACUGCCAAACACUCGAAACUGUGCCGGCUAGACCUACUUUGGAAGCCACCGCUCCCACACUGAUAUUAGAACUUUAAAAACUAUCCAGGCGCACUGAGACUAUGCAAGUCAUAAGGACCAAGCAAAUAGCACGACUUUUUUUUUGCCUGCAUGUUUUCGAUGGAAAACUUCGACUAUUAUCUUGUUUUAAAACGAACAUCCACAAUCAUGAUGCGGAAAUUACAUAACCUUUUGAUCUCGAGAGAGUGGCAAGUCGUGCAGUCUGCAAACACAGAUUAGGAAAUUAUUUUUAGAAAGUAAAUUUUAUUUAUUCAAGGUGGCCCACUGUAUUCAGUUGCAUAGCUGUCUCUAGCGGCACCCUGCCCUGACUAGAAAUAAUAAAAAAACACAAGGGAUAGUACGAGGACAGAAUUGUAAUGGCAUGGGCGGAUCCAGGAUUUUUCAAGAGGGGGUAGAUGGUACCUUUGGGUUGUGGAAUUAAUGGGACAUGCCCAAAACUGACUGUUUCAUUUGAGAAUUGGAACCUAAUUCAAAAAUGUUACACCAUAGAUACUAGCAACGUAACAAAGUAGAAAUAACAUUGAGGUGACUGUACAGUGUUUCCCUUCAUUUCUGCUAUAAUAUUCACAAUCUAUUUCAUUUUGUUAUUUUUUGCUUCUUCGAUAGGGAGGUUGCUAGCCACCCAAUCCAUCCCCUAAAUCCGCCCUUGAAUGGAUUGUAAUCUUCUUUCCUUUUUGAAUCUGCAACUACGCCUGUCUGAACAACAUAUAUAGAUUACUUCAUGGUCGGUGAGUGCGUACGAUUUUUAUUCACGAGUUGUGAAGAAUCGCAAACGAACGAGCGAGUCUUCGACUGAGUGAGUUUG